Humulus lupulus (European hop) is the source of this 1900-nucleotide messenger RNA. RefSeq names its product organic cation/carnitine transporter 7-like. The coding region runs from base 57 to 1637 and encodes 526 amino acids. Lineage: Eukaryota; Viridiplantae; Streptophyta; Magnoliopsida; Rosales; Cannabaceae. Gene Ontology annotation, molecular function: transmembrane transporter activity. The transcript is spliced from 3 exons. Gene Ontology annotation, biological process: transmembrane transport. Gene Ontology annotation, cellular component: membrane. The record is from RefSeq and is a predicted model, not a curated record.
UUUGCUUAGCUUAGCUUACCUUAGCUUAGGGGUUUCGUUUCGAAAUAGGAACGGGAAUGGCCAUGGCUGACUCUGAUCACACCAAAGAAGAAGACGUCAGUGGCUAUGGCCAUGGCUACACGGUGGACGAAGGUCUUUCGGCAGUGGGGUUCGGGAAGUUCCAAACAAGGAUGCUCUGCUACGCAGGCCUCGGCUACUUCGCCGACGCCUCCGAACUGAUGCUCCUCUCAUUCAUAGGUCCAGCUCUCCAAUCCCAAUGGUCCCUUUCAACCUCUCAGCAGACCCUUCUCUCCACCGUCGUCUUCGCCGGAAUGCUCUUCGGAGCCUCCGUCUGGGGUCUCGUUUCAGACCACUUCGGAAGGAGGCCUUCUUUUCUCGGCAUUUCGCUCCUCAUCACUCUCGCUUCCUUCUUCAGCUCCUUCUCUCCCAAUUACACGGCUCUCUUGAUUCUCCGCGCUCUCGUCGGCGUCGGCUUGGGCGGUGGCCCCGUCUUCUCCUGCUGGUUCUUGGAGUUCGUUCCCGUUUCCGAUCGAGGCAAAUGGAUGGUCGUCUUCUGCACUUUCUGGACUUUCGGCACCAUUUUUGAGGCUGCGCUUGCUUGGAUUGUGAUGCCGACGCUGAAUUGGAGAUGGCUUCUUGCCCUAUCUUCCAUACCAUCGUUCGGAUUGGUCCUGUUCUACCCGCUCAUUCCAGAGUCUCCAAGGUACUUGUGUGCCAAUCACAGACUUGCUGAUGCACAGCAUAUAAUGGAGAAUAUAGCUUUGGUCAACCAAGCAAAACUCCCUCCUGGAACCCUGGUCGCCGACUUACCACAACACACAGUCAGUGAGAAUGAAGAUGAAAGUGAAAGUGAAAACAAAGUUGAUUAUUCAAAUUCCAACACCACCCCAUUACUCAAAAACAGACCACAAUCUUCACAACCCUUGUCGUCCUCCUUGUCUCUGAUUUUCUCCCCAAAGUAUAUUCGAACCACAAUCCUGCUCUGGGUCUUGUACUUUGGAAACUCAUUUUCAUACUAUGGCAUUAUAUUGCUGACAUCGGAGCUAAGUGCCGGCCAAACCAAAUGCCACCAUUACUUGGACUGGAAUUCAGAAAGAGAAACCGGUGGUGGUGGUGGUGGUGGUUCUUCUAGUCUGUACGUCGAUGUGUUCAUCACCAGUUUAGCUGAAGUUCCAGGGAUUGUACUGUCAGCCUUCAUUGUAGACAGAGUUGGACGAAAGCUCUCUAUGAUUAUCAUGUUCCUGAUGGCUUGUGUUUUCCUCUUACCACUGGCGUUCAACUUCAACUUCAACUCUACGACUUCAUCAACAACUGGGUUGUUGUUUGGUGCUCGUAUGUGCACCCUAGGGACCUUCACAGUUGCCUGUAUAUAUGCUCCAGAGUUGUACCCAACUCCGAUGAGGGCAACUGGGAGUGGAGUAGCGAGCGCAAUGGGAAGAAUAGGAGGAAUAGUGUGCCCUAUGGUAGCAGUGGGACUCGUGGCUGGCUGCCACCAAACGGCUGCCGUUGUUCUGUUUGAGAUAGUUUUACUUAUCUCUGCUCUCUCUGUCAUACUGUUUCCAUAUGAGACCAAGGGCCAGGAUUUGCAGGACACGCUCUCUGCCUCUAGCCCUAGCUCUACCUCUACUAUUCCCUAGCUCUAUACCCCUAAUAUAGGCUAAUAAUAAGUAUGUAUUAGGAUCAAGGGAGGUUGGUGUUGGUUCACUGUUUAUGAAGAACCUAUCCUAUCCUUUAAAAAACAAAAGAGAGAGAAUCACUAGGCUAGUUAAGGUUAAGAAACAAACAAGCUAUUGGUUUUCCCAUUUUUACCCCUCACGUGGAGUGUUACUAUUUAUUUUGUUGUACAAAAAUUAUAUGUCUUGGCUUGGGAUGCAUAAAUUUCAUAAUUAUUUUUGGGUUU